This is a messenger RNA of Rhodamnia argentea, 4859 nucleotides long. Its product is annotated as pleiotropic drug resistance protein 2-like. The transcript is spliced from 20 exons. NCBI's taxonomy places the organism in Eukaryota, Viridiplantae, Streptophyta, Magnoliopsida, Myrtales, Myrtaceae. Gene Ontology annotation, cellular component: membrane. Gene Ontology annotation, molecular function: ATP hydrolysis activity; ATP binding; ABC-type transporter activity. The record is from RefSeq and is a predicted model, not a curated record. Bases 403 to 4776 code for a protein of 1457 amino acids.
CAUAUAGGGUCUCGUCAUCUCAAACUCGACUUGUGAACCAUCUCACCUGGAUUUCUCUCUCUCUCUCUAGCUCUCUCGUCCACCUCACUCAUACUGGGAUAAAAUCACAGACAUCGCAGUCUGCAUGUCCAAUUGUCUCUGGACAAGAACCUCCGCGUUCAUGGUGACUUGCAGGGAUUGAAUUCCCAGUUCGCGUCUCUGCUGAUGAAGCCUCGACCCUCUUCCACUCCACGGCUCAAGCGAAGAUCGUGAUUUCGAUGCCCUUCUCUUUGCCCACCACGCGGCGCUCUGAAACCAACCGUCUUGUCUCGUCGCCAUUCGAGUUGAGCUAAAAAAGCCAGACCCGGAACCGAACUGAAGCCACCUUAGCUUUGUUUUGUGUAGAAUAAUUGGUUAACGAAUAUGGCGUCGGCAUUGGUCGCUGAUGACAUGGUGAGGUCGACGAGCAGCCGCCGGAGCUGGGCGUCGUCGAGCCGCCGGAGCCGGGGGUCUACGAGCUUCCGGGAGGCCUGGCAGAGCAAGCCGGACGUCUUCAGCAGGGGCGAGCCGCGGGAGGACGACGAGGAGGAGCUCCGGUGGGCUGCCAUCGAGCGGCUCCCGACGUACGACCGGCUGCGAAUGGGGAUGCUGAUGCAGGUCCUCGACGAUGGGAAAGUGGUCCACGGCCAGGUCGACGUGACCAAGCUUGGGAUGCAGGACAAGAAGCAGUUGAUGGACAACGUUCUCAAAGUGGUCGAGGAGGACAACGAGAAGUUCCUCAGGAGGCUCCGAGACAGGACCGACCGAGUUGGGAUCCAAAUUCCGAAGAUCCAAGUUCGAUAUGAGCAUUUGUCAGUCGAGGGUGAUGUGUAUGUUGGGAGCAGAGCACUUCCAACUCUGGUUAAUGCCACCAUGACUACUAUUGAGAGUGUUCUUGGAUUGAUUCGGCUGGCACCAUCCAAAAAGAGAAAGAUUCAGAUACUUCGGGAUGUUAGCGGCAUAGUUGAACCAUCGAGGAUGACGCUGCUUCUGGGGCCGCCGGGUGCAGGGAAGACGACACUAUUGCUAGCACUUGCCGGCAAGCCAGAGAAGGAUUUAAGGGUGAGUGGCAAAGUCACCUAUUGCGGUCAAGAGUUGGAUGAGUUUGUUCCUCAGAGGACGUGCGCGUACAUCAGUCAGCACGAUCUUCACUAUGGCGAGAUGACAGUGAGGGAGACAUUAGAUUUCUCAGGGCGUUGCCUGGGUGUAGGAACGAGAUACGAGAUGUUGACUGAGCUCUCGAGGAGAGAAAAGGAGGCGGGGAUAAAGCCGGAUCCUGAAAUUGAUGCGUUCAUGAAAGCCACGGCCGUGGCUGGCCAAGAAGCAAGUCUGGUCACUGAUUAUGUGAUCAAGAUACUCGGAUUGGAUAUUUGUGCGGACACUCUGGUGGGUGAUGAGAUGCGAAGGGGUAUAUCUGGGGGACAGAAGAAGCGUCUAACGACUGGGGAGAUGUUGGUAGGACCAGCAAAGGCCCUUUUCAUGGACGAAAUCUCAACGGGGUUGGAUAGUUCCACUACUUUUCAGAUUGUCAGAUACAUGAGGCAGAUGGUUCAUAUCAUGGAUGUCACCAUGGUCAUCUCCCUUCUGCAACCAGCUCCCGAGACUUUCGAUCUUUUUGACGACCUCAUCCUUCUUUCCGAGGGUCAAAUAGUCUAUCAAGGUCCACGAGAGAAAGUCCUUGAGUUCUUCGAGUACGUGGGUUUCAAGUGCCCUGAGAGGAAAGGAGUAGCUGACUUCUUGCAGGAAGUGACUUCCAAGAAGGACCAGGAACAGUACUGGUACAGGAAGGACCAACCUUACCAGUUUAUUUCCGUUCCGGGCUUUGUUCAUGCCUUCAACUCUUUUCACAUAGGAGAACAGCUCUCAUCCGAGCUUAAAGCUCCUUACAACAAGUCCAAAGCUCACCCAGCUGCAUUAGUGACAUCAAAGUAUGGACUCCCAAGCUGGGAACUGUUCAAGGCAUGCUUCGCCAGAGAGUGGCUGCUAACGAAGCGAAAUUCGUUCAUCUAUAUCUUUAAGACCACGCAAAUCACAAUCAUGUCACUAAUUGCCUUAACCGUGUUCCUAAGGGCAGAAAUGCCCGUCGGUAGAGUGGAAGAUGGAGGCAAGUUUAUGGGAGCACUGUUUUUCAGUUUAGUCAAUGUGAUGUUCAAUGGGAUGGCAGAACUCGCAAUGACUGUCUUCAGGCUUCCCGUUUUCUUUAAGCAGAGAGAUCUCUUGUUCUAUCCUGCUUGGGCAUUCGCUUUACCUAUUUGGGUCCUCAGGAUUCCCCUGUCUUUUCUUGAAUCGGGGAUAUGGAUCAUUCUCACUUACCACACUAUCGGAUUUGCCCCUGCUGCUAUUAGGUUCUUUCGACAAUUCUUGGCGUUCUUUGCUAUACACCAGACGGCAUUGUCCCUCUUUCGGUUCAUUGCUGCUGUUGGGAGAACGCAAGUUGUCGCUAAUACUGUCGGUACUUUUACCUUGUUGGUGGUUUUAGUGCUUGGAGGCUUCAUUGUUUCGAGAAAUGACAUUAAGCCAUGGAUGAUAUGGGGUUACUAUGUUUCCCCCAUGAUGUAUGGACAGAAUGCCAUAGUCAUGAAUGAAUUCCUUGAUAAAAGAUGGAGUGCGCCUAACUUGGAUCCUAGGAUCAAUGAACCGACGGUCGGCAAAGUCCUCCUCAAGUCUAGGGGCUUCUUUGUGGAUGAUUAUUGGUAUUGGAUCUGUAUUGGAGCGCUAUUUGGAUUUUCCCUCCUUUUCAACAUCUUAUUUAUUGCCGCGCUCACCUGGUUGAAUCCUUUGGGUGAUUCUAAAACUGUCGUGCCGGAUGAAGAUGAAGCUAAGAAGGCAAAGAGUGAUAAGCAGAAAACAGAAGGACUCGCUAUGGCAGUUAAAAGCACUUCAGAAUUUGUUGCUGACUCGGAGAAUGUGCUGCAAAGAGGAAUGGUCCUGCCCUUCCAACCCCUUUCCCUUGCAUUCAGUCAUGUGAAUUACUACGUCAAAAUGCCAGCUGAAAUGAAGAAACAAGGAAUCGAAGAAGAUCGUCUCCAGCUGCUGAGAGAUGUUAGUGGUGCUUUUAGGCCAGGCGUACUAACAGCAAUAGUAGGCGUUAGUGGCGCAGGCAAAACGACCCUAAUGGACGUCCUAGCAGGGAGAAAGACUGGUGGCUGCAUUGAAGGAAGUAUCAGCAUUUCGGGAUAUCCCAAAAACCAGGCCACAUUUGCUCGAGUCAGUGGUUACUGUGAGCAGAAUGACAUUCAUUCACCAAAUGUUACUGUUUAUGAAUCUGUCCUUUUCUCAGCUUGGCUUCGCCUAUCCUCAGAUAUCAGCACAGAGACACGUAAGAUGUUUGUUGAAGAAGUAAUGGAGCUGGUGGAACUGAACCCACUAAGUAAUGCACUGGUUGGGCUGCCGGGGGUCCAUGGUCUUUCAACAGAACAAAGAAAGAGGCUCACUAUAGCUGUAGAGCUAGUUGCCAACCCAUCUAUCAUCUUCAUGGAUGAACCUACCUCUGGCCUCGAUGCUAGAGCCGCUGCUAUUGUUAUGCGUACCGUGAGGAAUACAGUGGAUACAGGGAGGACUGUGGUGUGCACCAUUCACCAGCCGAGCAUCGAUAUAUUUGAAGCUUUUGAUGAGUUACUUUUAAUGAAAAGAGGAGGGCAAGUGAUUUAUGCCGGACCUCUUGGUCACCAUUCUCACAAGCUCAUAGAAUACUUUGAAGCUGUCCCGGGCGUUCCUAAGAUCAGGGACGGUUAUAAUCCUGCCACUUGGAUGCUCGAAAUCACUGCUCUACAAGUCGAGGCUCAACUAGGAAUGGAUUUUGCAGGAAUCUACUCAAACUCCUCGCUUUAUCAGAGGAAUCAGGAACUCAUUAAAGAAUUGAGCACCCCGGUCCCAGGCUCCAAAGAUCUCUACUUCCCCACCAAAUACUCGCAACCUUUUCUCACGCAGUGCAAAGCUUGUUUCUGGAAGCAACACUGGUCUUACUGGAGAAACCCUCAGUACAAUGCCCUGCGGUUCUUCAUGACCAUAGUAAUCGGCGUUUUGUUUGGCCUCAUAUUCUGGAACAAGGGGCAACAAAUAACUCAACUGCAAGAUGUGAUGAAUCUUUUGGGGGCACUGUAUGCUGCCAUUAUUUUUCUCGGAGCAUCCAACGCUACUAAUGUUCAGCCAGUUGUUGCUAUCGAGAGAACAGUUUUUUACCGGGAAAGGGCAGCUGGAAUGUACUCUGAACUGCCUUAUGCAUUUGCCCAGGUGGCGAUCGAAACAAUAUAUGUCGCAAUUCAGGCUGUUGUUUACACUCUGCUCCUUUACUCCAUGAUCGGGUUUGAGUGGCGGGCAGGAAAAUUCUUGUGGUUCUACUACUACAUACUAAUGUGCUUCGUCUACUUCACUAUGUUUGGCAUGAUGUCUGUGGCGCUUACUCCAGGGCAUCAAAUUGCAGCCAUUGCCUUGUCUUUCUUCCUGAGUUUCUGGAACUUGUUCUCUGGUUUUCUCAUUCCUAGGCCGCAAAUCCCUGUCUGGUGGAGGUGGUAUUACUGGGCCUGUCCGGUGGCUUGGACCCUCUACGGCCUCGUGACCUCUCAACUGGGAGACAAGGAUUCCAAACUCAUGAUCCCGGGAGCCGUGGACAUGAAUUUGAAGGUGCUCUUGAAAGACAAACUCGGUUUCGACCACGACUUCCUUCCAGCUGUAGCGGUUGCUCACAUCUUUUGGGUCCUCCUCUCCUUCUUCGUCUUUGCAUAUGGGAUCAAGUUCCUCAAUUUCCAAAGAAGGUAGAGCCUUUUUUGAGCUGUAUUGAAGUUGUCUAGGAGAACAUUAUUAAUGCAGCAGAGUCUUGUGUGGGUUCAAAGUAUCCGGCA